AUGAUCCAGGGCGUGUCUGAGAUCGCGGCGCUGUGCGUGGGCCUGGUGGGUCUGAUCGGAGCAGCCGCCGUCACCGGGAUGCCCAUGUGGAAGGUUACAGCCUUCAUCGGAGAGAACAUCAUCGUCAUGGAGACGCGCUGGGAGGGCCUGUGGAUGAACUGCUAUAGACAGGCCAACAUCAGGAUGCAGUGUAAGGUGUACGACUCUCUGCUGUAUCUCCCCGCAGACCUGCAGGCUGCCAGGGGCUUGAUGUGCUGCUCGCUGGCUCUCUCAGGGAUGGGUCUACUGGGGGCUCUAGCAGGGAUGCGGUGUACCUCCUGCAUCCGGGACAACGACCGCGUUAAGAGCCUCAUCCUCAUGGUGGCUGGAGGCAUGCAGUUACUGGCCUCUAUCUGUGUGUUCAUCCCAGUCUCCUGGACGGCUCACGCCAUAAUCCGUGACUUCUAUAACCCCUUGCUGAUCGAUGCCCAGCGCAGGGAGCUGGGAGAGGCUCUCUACGUCGGCUGGGUGACCGGAGCCUUCCUCUUGACCUCUGGGCUUCUCUUCCUCUGUCGCCGCGUCCACUCCAACAAAGCCUCGUUCGAUAUCUACCAUCCAGCCAACAGGAUCAACAAACCCACUCUGAUGCACUAUCAUCCUAUCUCCAGUGUUCUUAGCAUCGGGGCUCACCGCCAGCCCGGUCUGAUCCACCAACAAAGUCACAGCUUCGAUGCAUACCAACACCGCCAAGCUCCGAUUCUUCAUAACGUUCCUUAUGGACAACAAGGGGUCGUCAUGAACCCUCCUGCUGCUGUGUCUGACUCUAGCUUGGUGGAGAACGUUGGGCCGUCGGUCUAUCACCAUGGCAACCGACGUCAUGUUGACGGACACCAUCCCUCCACCUCUAACAGCUCCAACUACGUCAGCAGCCUGUCCACUCUGGCUAACUCCCUGUACAUCAGCCAACAGACUCCGUACUCCUAUAGCCACCUGACCGCUCCGUACACCACAUAUACCGGUAGUCAACAGACAAAUCCAUACUCCUACAGUCAUCCGGGAAACCUGUCCGUUUCACACAACUCCAGUUUCCAAGCCGUACCUCAGAAUCCUGUUUUUAUCGGGUAUAAGGCCUCCAGAGUUCAACCAUCGCAGUCUCACCACAACGGAAGCAGUGUUGGUGUGUACAUCUGA
Salvelinus namaycush (lake trout) is the source of this 1170-nucleotide messenger RNA. RefSeq names its product claudin-8-like. Gene Ontology annotation, molecular function: structural molecule activity. The transcript has 2 exons. Lineage: Eukaryota; Metazoa; Chordata; Actinopteri; Salmoniformes; Salmonidae. Gene Ontology annotation, biological process: cell adhesion; bicellular tight junction assembly. Bases 1 to 1170 code for a protein of 389 amino acids. Gene Ontology annotation, cellular component: plasma membrane; bicellular tight junction. The record is from RefSeq and is a predicted model, not a curated record.